Messenger RNA from Archocentrus centrarchus (flier cichlid), 2404 nucleotides. RefSeq names its product protein FAM171B-like. Bases 110 to 2089 code for a protein of 659 amino acids. The transcript has 8 exons. NCBI's taxonomy places the organism in Eukaryota, Metazoa, Chordata, Actinopteri, Cichliformes, Cichlidae. The record is from RefSeq and is a predicted model, not a curated record.
CUCACGGAAAAGUAGUUGGGAUGGCGGCGGAGUGAGCAUCUUUGUUCUUGUGCACUUUGCAGACGAAAACUGAACCUGUGGUGAGUAAAGGCGAAGCUCUUUGAAAGUCAUGCUCCUGCUGCUUUGCGUCUCUCUGUUGUGUUCGCUGGUUUUAUGCGACCGUGGAAGCGCGGCUGGAGAGUUCACUCCGGCUGCGGGACACCCUCUGCAUGUCGAUGAUGGGAACUUUUCAGACCAGCAUCCCAUGACACAAAAGCCCUUUCAACUCCAACGGCAAGCGCUCGAACCCAGGCCAGGUUCUACCUUCAACCUGAAGGUCCAGGUGAAUGAUGUGCUGAGUCGUCAGUACCUGAGCCAGGCAGUGGUGGAAGUCUACGUGAACUACAACAAAACCAACACAACUCUUUCUGGGGAGGAUGGCGGGGUCUUGCUUCAUGUACCUUACCACCCUGGGAUGCUUAUCACAGUUGUGGCCUGCAAGGAUGGCUACAUUUGCACACUCCUGCCUUGUAAUACACACAGAAUGCCAAUAUUUUCAUCAGUGACAUUAUCACUUCAUGGUCGGAAUCAAGGGAACAUCUGGCUCUUUGAGGAUUCUGUCCUGAUCACUGGGAGAACAUCUGAUGCUUCAUCUCAGCCCAUUGUCAGCUUUCCCAAAACCCUGCUGAACCUAACGCACAGCAGCAAUAUCACCUCUGUUAAAGCCUUCCUGACCAUUCCCAGGCUGACAUCAGAGCAGGGGGACUUCCUGGACACUCAGGGCAUCAUGAGCAGUAAAUCAGGAUAUGUCAGUGUGGAGUUAAGCCCCGUGGCGGCUGUCAGCGUGCAGCUUUUCUCAGGGGUCACAGAGUUACACGUGAGUGGGCCCAUACAGAUGAACCUCAACAUUCCCGACAGCUUUGGACUUCAGUCUUCAAGUGUAGUUCCGGCGUGGUUCUUUAACCGGACCACUGGUGGAUGGAUGAGAAAAGGACUGGGAAAGGUGACUUCAGUCCAUGGAAGGCUCAUGUGGGUAUUCACAGCCCCUCACCUUGGUUACUGGAUUGCAGCACCGGUGUCAACUACCAGAGGUUUCUUCGGACUUGCUGUCCCCAUCGACUUUAUCCUACAGCAUUCCUUUUUCCUUAUGCUUCUCUUUGGAGGAACACUUAUCAUUAUCAUCUCUCUUCUGGUUGGAUUAUGUUAUUGCAGGUGUUCCCCUGGUGAAACUAAAGCAAAGAAGGUCCUACCUGUGAUGAAAAAAGACCAAAAUACUUCCACAUGUGAUGACGAUAUCUUUGAGCUAUCUUCAAGGAAAGCUUCUCAUCCACAGGUCCAGUUAUUUGACGAAAAGGUGGACAACAGACACAACGCUUCGUUCAUAGCAAACACCAACGCUGUGGCCAUUAUGCUGGAGAAUAAUGAACUGGAGCUGAACACAGACCGAAAUGAUCUGACAUGUUCAGACAAGACUUCGGAACAAAGAGUUUCCAUAUCUAUGACAGACAGUUUGUUCUUCUACAACCAGCCGGUUGCCAUUCUUCACACUCCAGCUUUAUUCCAUUUGGAGGAACAACCAGAGAAGGCCCAGUGGAGCAAAUCAGCCACUCUGCCCCGCGCAGGGGCUUCGAAUGGUGCUGCUGCAGAGCCUGUGAGUAAAGACAGCUUCACCCAGACUCAGACAAAAGCUCCCUCUGAAACCCAGAACCAGGGAGCAGAAACUGAAGACAAGCUUGGAGUUUCAGAUGGAUCUCAGACAGCAACCUCCGCCAACACAUCCAGACUCCCAGAGUCAGUGUCAGUGCCAGGGACGUUAAAUAAAAUCUUGGACAGCAGACACUCGUUGCACGAACAGUCCAAAAUCACCUCACCUCAGCCGCCUCGGGCCUGGUUCGUCUCACUGGAGGGUAAGCCCGCAGCUGAGAUCCAUUACGCUGUGUCGGAGCAGCAGAGGAGACGGAGACCAGUUGAGAGUCGAGAAACCAGUUUAGACUCUGGGGUGGACAUGAGCGAGCUGAACCAGACGUCUGGCAGGAGGGCUGUAACACUGGAGCGAAACGCUACUUUUGUCAAAAGUACAUCCAGCAGUAAACAUACGCCUGCACAGUGAAGACUCUAAUAGUCUUAUUAGACAGCCACAGCUCUCCAAGGGUAAAAAAACAUCAGUUUUAUAUCACAGGGGACUUGCGUACCUUAAUGGGAAGAUUCAGUAAGAUAUAUAGCAACAUUUCAGCCAUUAGAUCUCAUAAUGUCUGUAUUUCAGCUAUUGUACAUGUAGAAAAGUCCCCAUUUGAACUUGGUGUUCAUUCCAUGUGGCUUCAACAAUACAAAUGCUUUUACCAGCUUCUAACCUAUGUAACUACUGUGUAUGCACUCAACGCCUAAUGUAUAAUGACCUUCUUUAAAAUUCCAUUUAAUUUAUUUU